AUGGGCUCACCUGUAUCUCCCAUUGUCGCCGAUAUAUUCAUGGAAGACUUUGAGGAGAAAGCCCUCCUUACUGCACCUGUUACACCAAGGAUCUACAAGCGAACAUUCUACAAGCCGCCGAAGAAGAUUAGUCAGUUCCUACCAUCCGUCAAGUGUCAUAUUCCUCUACAAGAUGCAGGAGUGUACAAGCUUGAUUGUGAAUGUGGUCUCUCUUAUAUAGGACAAACCAAAAGAUCAAUUAGGACCCGCGUAAAAGAACAUAUAGCUGAUGUGAAGCAUCAACGUUCCGGGAAGUCUGCAGUUUGUGAUCAUAUCCUAGACGGCCCCAACCAUUACAUCAGAUUUGAUAGACCACAAAUCCUCGCGAAAGAACACCGAUUCCUACCAAGGAUGAUACGUGAGGCUAUUGAAAUUAAAAAACAUCCUAAUUUCAAUAGAGAAGGAGGCUGGGUACUACCACCUGCUUGGGAUCCUAUAAUCAAUAAAAUUAAAACUAAACCCAAGCAUACCACUGCAAGACCUCAGGACAUAGUCAGUUCAUUUUGCAUAGAUCGGACCAUAAACAAUAAUUAA
Messenger RNA from Parnassius apollo (apollo), 573 nucleotides. The record is from the annotation of a GenBank genome assembly. Lineage: Eukaryota; Metazoa; Arthropoda; Insecta; Lepidoptera; Papilionidae.